Messenger RNA from Tachysurus vachellii, 4156 nucleotides. It is a transcript of the gene tespa1, whose product is annotated as thymocyte expressed, positive selection associated 1. The record is from RefSeq and is a predicted model, not a curated record. Bases 364 to 2397 code for a protein of 677 amino acids. Lineage: Eukaryota; Metazoa; Chordata; Actinopteri; Siluriformes; Bagridae. Gene Ontology annotation, molecular function: signaling receptor binding. The transcript has 13 exons.
ACAGCAGCUUUUCUUCCUUCUACCUGCUUCCGUCAUGUUGUCGCGCGUCACGAGGGUGAAGAGUCUGUCAGGAGAAACAGCGCGAAAGUUUGCGUCGGCGGAACAAUAAUGCUUUAGAAAACAAGGGUGUUUCUACCUUCCCACGUUUAAACAAUAUUAAGGAACCGAGCUAUGCCGCGGUGAACGUAUGUAACCGGCGGUGAAUUGUGCUUUGUGACAAUGCUGGAAGUACGAGAAUUCUCGUAAAGGAUGUGACCCUGCAAGCUUACAUCCACUGGUCUUGGGAAAGGCUCUGCGUCCACCUUAGCCGUGUCCAGGAUAAAAAAAAGUACUAAAGAUGAUUGAAUAAAUGGCCUGUCAGCAAUGGACAGUCCGUGUUCUGUGAACCGACGGCAGGCAUGGGCUCAGUGUAGCCGUCAGUGGCUCACAGUGGAAGAUACAGAGCCGAAUGCAUCUGCAUCCAGCAACGUAAAUACAACUCCAGCUACACAGCUUUCUCUACAAGAUGAAGUCUUUCCUGAUGGAUGCUCUACAGGAAAGAUUGAAACCUGGCUCCAAAGCUGUGGAAAUGAAGCCAGUCAAGAGAACCCAAGCCAACUCACUGUGGAAACUUUAUUGAAGCCUGCUAACAGUUUUGAGGAUGAUUUGAGCCUCGGGGCUGAAGCUAUAGGAUUAGAUGUCGGAUUGCGUGAUGAUGAGUUUGGGCACUGUCCAUUGCUCCUGCCCCCUCCUAAAUCACGCCGCAAAGAUUUGCACACAAGCAGCACUCCUCAGCAAAGGCUUAAUCUGCCAUUCAGAAACUUGGGCCACAGUAUGGCAUCUAGCAUCUUCUCAUCCACCACCAGUAAGACUGCUUCAAGUGUUUCUGAGGUCCUGCAGAUGUGUGCUGAGGACGCAGAGGAGACAUUGUACCACUUAGGAUUUGGUUGCGAGGAGCCACAAGUAACAGCCCGUAUACCAGCUCGUUUCUUCACUUUCCCGUCACAGCUCAGAGGCAUCAACUUCCGCCUGUUUCUUGAGUCACAGCUCCGCCGCAUUCGUGAAGAGGACCCCAGUCUCUCACUUGCUAGUCGUUUCCGUCAGGUGGAGGUAUUAACAGCCAUGGCUAAUGCUUUCUAUUCUCUCUACUCCCACGUAUCACGAACGCCACUUCAGAAGCUGGCACCCCCUGAAUUCAGCUUUUCUUCACCCACUGUGGAGCGAAGCAUUGGUCAGCGCUUCUUUGGCAAUGUCCGCACUGAACCGCGCUCUCCUGUGGAGCGUCUCAAAGACACUGUGUCCAAGAUGUGCUUAUACACCCGUGGCUCAGACUCUACCUCUCCAAACUGUUCUCCUCGCAAGAGGAACAGCCUCCCUGAUGUGGUUGAAGUGGUAGUGGGGAAUGUGAGGGGUGAAGGGACCCAUGACCAGAGUAAGAGGAUGUGGAUAAAAGAAGGCAACACAACUCAGAAGGUGAAAGUUGAAAAGCCUUUACAGCAUGCUGAAAUGAAAGACCCUGAGAAAACUACUAGUGCACAUAAGCAAAGGAUCCAGCGCUGGUCACAGUCAGGACAGAGAGAAGGUCCUAGAGCAAAGGGCUCCCUGUUUAAUUCAGACUGUGCAUCUUUGGAAUUGAGGCAUACUCAGAUUUCUAAGGAUACAGACAUGGAUGAAGAUUCCUCCAAUUCUAAUUUGCUUCCGGAUUCCUCAGAAGAUCCUGCUGAAAUGAAUUCACCAGCUCUCAUUAUUACUUUUGAUAUAGUUUCCCCUCAUGUAGUGGAGCAUGUGCAUAAAGCACCUUAUGGGUGUCCAGAGAUGCAUAGUGUAUCUACAACGGGUUUAUCAACCUCUGGUUCUAUGCACAGGCCAGACUCAUGUCCUAGGACACUAGAACACAAGCCAAGCAUCACAGAUAUAAAAUCAUCUCCAGUACAGAACAAGGAUGAGCUUAUGGUGGAAGUUACUUCAAAGACUUUUCAAGGUGAUCCGGUGUCCCUCCAGGCCAGCGUCACACAAGGGUCACCAUGUCAGAUCAUGGUUACUGGAUGGGAGGAUGAUGACUCUAUUCUCCACAGAGACUCAUUUGAGGAUUAUACACAUUUCAUGUACCCUUGUACCACUGCGCACAUGCAUUCAUCCCAGUCAGACCAGCAGAGGUUCCUGAGCCCCAGCAACCCCUCAACUAACCAGAUCUGCCACCUCAAGCAGGCCAACUCCUUUGAGUUGGAGGAGUUGAGUUUGGGGGAAGAGGAGAACAUAUCAGUGGAGCAAAGCAGUGCAUACACACUGUCAGUUACAGCAUCUACGCAUCAGAAAGGUUCAACCAUGAGAGGGGACAGUUUCCAGUCAGACAGCAGUGGAUAUGCUGAAGAGGACAUGCAAAAUGUACUGACCUCCACUAAUAGAGAGAUUAGCUGAAGACCAAAACCCACAGAUCAUUUAAUGAUCUGUUUUAAGGUGUUUUUCCCACAGUCUUAAAAAAAACCCCAAAAAAACAAAACCUUGUAUUUCCGUUGAAAAGAUAUUACAACUGCAGCAGAAGACGGAGAUAACAUUUGGCCAUUUGAAUGUACUUCAGUUAAGCAGUACUGAUGAUAAAUAUUUGUUAGUGGUUUUUUUUUUUCUUUGUGUGAUUGUGCAGCUGCAGAUGAUUUGAAUAUUUAUUUUAUGGUAAAGUAUUUAUUUGCACAUCAAUUCUAAUAUAAUUUGAGUGUUUUAACGUUUGUUUGGGUUGGUUGUAAAAUAAGUGAGCAUGAAACAUGAAUCGACACUGAAUUAAAACAUCUUUAUUAUUAGUUGUAAGACCUUACAACUCUAAAACUGAUCAAAUUAAUUUUCUGUACAUUUCUGCUCAAAACUGAUUAUGACCUAAAGACUUGAGCUCACAAUUUACUAACUUUAUUAAAUUCAUGCAGUGCCUUAUAAUUGACCAUAAAAGGAAUUGGCAAUUUGGACCCAAUAACCAAAUAAAUGUGGAGGUAGGUUUAAUUGGAAUCUGAAUUAGAAGUAAGGUACAAUUCUUGUUAUUAAAAAUCCUGGCAAGGCAAACUGUUACGUUAAAAACUUUUGUAUCUAUACAAUAAUUUAGAGUAAUAUUACCUUAAAAUGUCAGUUAAAGGGAAGAAAUUUUAGGAUAAUUUAAAAACAAAAUCAAAUUCAUCACAUGGAGGUAGUACAAAAGCAAGGCCUUCAGUUAAAACCAGUCCUUAAAUAUUUUAGGAUACAAAAGACCUCAUCACUUCAUCUUAUAGCUCAGGGGAACAAGUCAAGUGUCUCUGGGGCAUUACAAAUGGUUUGCCAACAUGAGGUGUCUAGAACAUCCCAUAAGCCCCCUGUUUACUGUACUGUAGGCUACAGUACCUUUGAGUCUGAACCCACGUUUCUGGUAAAGAGCCCAAACUCACUUUCCACUGGCCAUGAUCUUGAGAUAUUGGAGCGCAUUGUGUGCUGCACUGGCCCGUGCUGCAUCCUGACUGGGAGCAAAGCCAUGACAGACAGCGAUGGGCUGAGUGGACAAUUCCACAAGACACUGGUACAGGCCACUGAGACUGCAUUCCUCUGGACAAAACACACGAGUAGAACAGAUUAAUGCCAACAACUUUCUUAGAGCAAUUCCUUCAAUGUCAAAAAGAUAACAGACAACUGCAUAUUAUACAUGUGCAUAAGGACAAUCUUUUGGAGCCAUAGAGCACUUUAUUAAAGAACUUUCCAUUUACAGAACACAUUAGGUCUGAUGACAUGAUUUUAUUAAUUUACUUACAUUUGGAAUAAACCCAGACAAAAAGGACAACCAUAAGAACUCAAUAGAAUAGUUUUAAUAAGAGUCCAGAGUCAACUUGCAAACUUUAAAACCGAAUUAAGUAAAAGCUGAUUGAAGCUUUUCAUUCAUGGUCAUGAUAAACUUUAACAUGUACUCCAAAUAAUUGGACCCCUAUAAGUGACUUCUAUAAUAGAUUCUACACUUCAAUGCUUCACAUUUAAAUGCACUGCUCUAUACACUUCUAUCCCCAUGUUCAGAUUUAGUGUGGUAAUGUAUGUUUAAAGAUGAAGUGACUGUAGAGGACUUAAGCGUUUGCGUCUUGUGUGUUCACAUGCUUGCAUGUUUCUGAUUAUGAAAGAAAAUGCUGUCAUCUGUGUGUGCCAAUUAAUUUUCCUAUUAAAAACAAUCCUACUUCAA